AUGACAUCAAUAUACACUAAUAGACCACACCUUUGCUGGAUCCUAGGCCUAGAGCCAACCCGAGAACCGCGAUGUGUUGGGUACGGCAUCUCGCAAGGCCGCCGCUGCAACACCGAAACCUCCCCACGAGACCGCGACAUCGCCCAAACCUUCCUCGAUAUGGCCACCACGCAAUUCCGCGCCGGACGGCAUGUUGACUACUUUUUCGAACUUAUCGCCCCGCACGUUUUGUGUAGGGAGCAUCAACAAAGUCUGGCACCUCUGGUUGUUGCUCGCUGGAAGAGGGAGAUCGCGGCGGUCGAGGCACUUGACAAUAACCCGAUACCGUUGCCAUAUGAGCAUACCUAUGAAACCGACCAUAGAUACAACAAUCAGGCAGAGUUGGAUGUCGAAUCUCGGCGCGGGCGAAUAUAUCAGAGGAUCCAGGACACAAUGCAAGAACUAAGAGAGCGGAUCCGCGAUAUCCAAUUAGGGAGGCUAUGUCCCGACCUUUCAUCAAUCGAAAUAUUUCCCCGUUCUCGUUCUCGCGGGAGGGACUCGGCCGCUGAGGACAGCUACACUCAGUACUGGGACUCUCAUUACGACUCUCCCUUCGAUUACUCCUACAGGCCGUAUAUUGACCCUACAUAUACGCUCGUUGAACCUUUCUCUGCCGAAUCCUCGCACACUGAACCCCCCGUCCCGGCUUCUAUUCCCGCGGCGCACCGCCAGCCUGUCGAGGGGGAUUGCAGUAUAUGCUUGUGCUCGCUGCUGGAGCCUGCCCCGAUUGAUUCCAGCUCUGUCUCUUGGCAAUGGAAUGCGACUGAUUCCGAGCCAUUGUCCGACCCGUAUAUUGACUGGUGUCGAGGAUGGGGAUGGUGGAAUUACUUCCCUGGCAGAGGCCAGGUUAAUGAAAGCGAGGGCGAAGAAAGAGGAUACUACAAUACCGAAACCAUGGCUCAAGAAACCCCCUCGACCAACAGCUAUCUCGCAAACCCAAACAUUCGCGUCACGGACUCACACAUCUACUUCGUCCGCGGUAUCCUCUCCAACUGGCAUCCCAGCCCCGAGCCCUUCACCGGGAAACGGGCGCUCGAGCUGUGUCUUGCCCAACUCGACACACUCGGAAUCCCACAUCCAGCCGAAGACGCGAUAUCCACGCGUCUCGUAGAGUCCUUCCCCUUCCGCCGCGGCGAGCAAUGGAUGAUGGCCAUGAAAGCCUGGCUGUUUGAGCGCGACUCAGUCCCGCUCGGCGAGUCAGUCAUUGACCAGAAUUCUCUGGACCAGCUACAAAGUGAGCUUCUCAACAUCAAGCCGCUUCCUCGAACCGCAGACGCGCAGCGAAGAGCACUCUGGGAAUCAUCGCUGUGUCGUAUCAUGCGCACGAAUUCGCCCAAGUCGCAGAAGAUGCUGGGGCGGAAAGUGCCGAACUUUAGAGAUGAUCUGUGGACGAAGGCGUCGGGGGCAAUUGUGGUUGCGGGGUGCGUAGCGCGGGCCGAGGUCGAUGAUGAAUUAAAGGGUUUAUAUCUGGCGAGUGGACGGAGAGUGUUUGUUGAAGGGAGUCGCCGUGAUCGCGUUUGGGGUGUUGGUUUGGAUUGGAAGAGUGAAGAGAUUCUAGACAAGACCAAUUGGCGGGGCUCGAAUCGGCUGGGAGGGGCUCAUGAUGACGCGGCAAGGAUGGUGAGGGCAAAGAAGACGAGCCCAUCAGAGGAGUAG
Messenger RNA from Aspergillus versicolor CBS 583.65, 1695 nucleotides. RefSeq names its product NADAR family protein. The record is from RefSeq and is a predicted model, not a curated record. The transcript has 2 exons. Lineage: Eukaryota; Fungi; Ascomycota; Eurotiomycetes; Eurotiales; Aspergillaceae. Bases 1 to 1695 code for a protein of 564 amino acids.